Melospiza georgiana is the source of this 2493-nucleotide messenger RNA. It is a transcript of the gene NSMF, whose product is annotated as NMDA receptor synaptonuclear signaling and neuronal migration factor. Bases 35 to 1642 code for a protein of 535 amino acids. Gene Ontology annotation, biological process: positive regulation of neuron migration; regulation of neuronal synaptic plasticity. Gene Ontology annotation, cellular component: cytoplasm; nucleus. Lineage: Eukaryota; Metazoa; Chordata; Aves; Passeriformes; Passerellidae. The transcript is spliced from 16 exons. The record is from RefSeq and is a predicted model, not a curated record.
CGCGCCCCGGCAUGGGCAGCCGCGGGGCCCGGCGAUGAGCGCUCCCCCGGCCGCGACCCCCCGCGCGAAUAUGGGCACAGCCGUGUCCAAAAGGAAGACGCUCAGGAACGAGGCCAUGUCGUCCGUGGCGGCCAAAGUGAGAGCGGCGAGGGCUUUUGGAGAAUACCUUUCACAAAACCAUCCUGAAGGCAGGAAUGGCUCAGAUCACCUGCUAGCAGACUCCUACAUCGGGCAGGAGGACUCCCCUGAGCUGCAGCAGGUGGCCCAGAACAAGCGCAGGCUCUCGGUCAUCUCGGACGGCAAAUUCGAGAGGAGCUUCACCGAGGAGCAGGCGGAGAAGCUGCCGAGCGAGGGCCCCAAGCCACGGGUGUACACCAUCUCUGGGGAGAGGCCCAUGCUGUCAGAGCACGAGAACGACAGCAUGGAGCUGGUGGUGAUGAAGGGAGCUGCCCACGAGGAGUGUCACCACGGGCACCACGCGCACGGCGCCGCCGGCUCGCACGGCGCCCGCCACUGCAAGGCCUGGCCUGGCGGCCGCCAGGGCUCCAAGGAGUGCCCCAACUGCUCCAGGCUGGCUGCCCCUUCCCCGCAGUCCAUCGAGCUGGAGCAGCACCCACCUGGCGAGGCUGGGUGGCACAGGAAGAGGCUGGAGAGGAUGUACAGUGUGGAUCGAGUGUCUGAUGAUGUCCCCAUACGAACCUGGUUCCCAAAGGAGAACCUCUUCAGUUUUCACACUGCUACCACAACUAUGCAAGCCAUCUCGGCGUUCAGGGGCUACGCAGAGAGGAAGAGACGGAAACGAGAGAAUGAUUCUGCAGCUCUUAUCCAGAGGAAUUUUCGGAAGCACCUCCGCAUGGUGGGGAGCCGAAGGGUUAAAGCACAAACAUUUGCCGAACGGCGUGAGAGGAGCUUCAGCAGGUCCUGGAGUGACCCGACUCCCAUCAAAGCUGAUUCCUUCCAUGACUCUCGAGAAAGCCAUGACCUUCAGGAUUCCUGCGGGACUCUGGAUGGUGACUUUGACUUGAACUGGGAAGCAGAAAAGGAACUUGAAGCCAUGGCAUGUGACGGAGAAGACUUUAUUCCACCAAAAAUAAUGCUCAUCUCUUCCAAGGUGCCCAAAGCAGAGUAUGUCCCAACAAUCAUCCGCAGGGACGACCCCUCCAUCAUCCCCAUCCUCUAUGACCAUGAACACGCCACCUUUGAUGACAUCCUGGAGGAAAUAGAGAAGAAGCUGAACAUUUAUCGGAAAGGCUGCAAAAUCUGGAAGAUGCUGAUAUUUUGCCAGGGAGGCCCCGGGCACUUAUACUUGUUAAAGAACAAAGUUGCCACUUUUGCCAAAGUGGAGAAGGAGGAAGAUCUGAUCCUCUUCUGGAAGAGGUUGAGCAGGCUGAUGAGUAAAGUCAAUCCUGAACCAAAUAUCAUCCACAUCAUGGGCUGCUAUGUUCUUGGAAACCCCAAUGGGGAGAAGCUAUUUCAGAAUCUGAAAAACUUAAUGAAUCCUUAUAGGGUUGCCUUUGAGUCUCCACUUGAACUAUCAGCUCAAGGUAAGCAAAUGAUUGAGACUUACUUUGACUUCCGCCUUUACCGCCUCUGGAAGACCCGCCAGCACUCCAAACUGUUGGAUUACGAUGACAUUUUAUGAGCUGGAGAAGCCUUUGCAAGAGGAAGCUCAUCACCAGUGUCCAAGAAGUCAUGCUUUAUUGCAGAGAGACUUUUUUAUUGGCACGGGGAGCCCUUCACAGCCCUACAGGAGGCAGCAGCGCUAAAGGGAGGGAAGGAGGAGCCCUCGGAAGCAGGAAAAGGCUCCUGGGCCAGGAGAGACUGGAGGGAAGGGGGUGACAAUGACGGUGACACCUCGCUGGCCUCAGUCCGAGCCCCGGGGCCUCAGGAGGAGCUGUGUGAAACGAGGACAGGAUGGAGUUCCUGGCAGAACUGAGCUGUUUUGGGUCAGAAUGGGCCAGAUUUGAUUCCAGGUCCUUUUAAAGACUUUUGAAGCUCAGGUUUUCUUACAAAAAAAAAAAAAAAAAACAAACCACAAACCCAAUUAACCCAUGCACUACAGUGAAGAAGUCACCGGAGCACAGAGGGAGCAGGGGGUUGUCCUGGUGGGACUUUCUGGGAGUCCUGGAGAGCAAGGACUGCUACACCUACUCCUGCAAGCUUAGAGCAAGAUGAUCCCAUUUCCAUGUGAAUAUAUACUGGGAUAUAGAAUUGAAAUCUUCUUUUUGUUUGUUUUGUUUAAUAGAAAAUAAGUGCAAUUUUUAUAGCAAGGGAGGGGGUAAAAUCCCUCCUGAUAUUUAAUUAGUUAAAAAUAACACACCAUAACCAAUAGAUGAGGUAUUUUUGGUCUGCUUGAAAAUAUAUUCAGAAUGGUAAUAUAUCUUCUGUAGACAUAUUUAAUCACCAGCAAACAUGGUUUUAACAUAAGUUAGCAGACCCUGCAUGUCUGCUGCAUUGGUUUGGUUCCUUUCAGAGUAGCUGUGCUGCACUACC